AUGGGUUAUGUAUAUUUCGUUUUAAAAAGUCGGUAAUUUUAUAAUGUUUUCCAUGGAGAUUUGCGUCUCUUGAAUGGUUAUUUUAAUUUAAUUGUUAUUUAUUUUGGUUCUGUUUCUCUCUCUCUCUUAAAACCUGGCGGUCUAUGUCACUGCUUCUUCUAAAUCGAUAAAACCCCCCCGCAACUGAUCUUUGUCAUGUUUAGAAAGAGAAAAUCGCAGCCAUAGGUUCCUAAUCCUCUCUCUCUUCUCACUCUCUCUCCUCUGUAAACCCCUUUGAAGGGUUUUUGUUUGCCGCUUCCUCUCCCUUUACCACUAUAUCUAUCCAAAUCUCUCACCAAUUUUUGCUCUUUUUGCUCUCUGUUCAGUGAAACAAAGGAAAGAAGAGAGGGUAACAGAGUUUUUAUUCCUUCUCUUGGGUUGCUUCUGAUUCUCGGAGGAACUGAGAGUGAUUGAAAGGGAGGAAGAGCAGGGGAUUUAUGUCGGCUGGGUUUGAUUUGGCGCUGAUUGGGGCUCCGUCGAAGCUCUGGCUUUUUACUUCUGCGUCUUCUUCUUGCUCGUUCGUCAAGAGGCUGAAUCUGGUGAAGAAUUCCGUUUCGAUGCGUUUGAGACCAAAAAGGACUUGUUCUGGAGUAGAGUGUUUUGGAACCUUUCAUAUAAAACGAUUUUCCGUGAUUUUCCUGUUCCUCAGAGGCGGUCUCACUUGAUACUUCGAUCUUAGUCUCAAUUUUCUUCCGUUUUCUCUCCCAAAAAAUUUUUCCCAAACAGUACCAACUUAGGAAAUUUUUCUGAGAAACCAAACUUUUUUUCUUCUUUUGCUAAGAUUUUCCGAAGAUGCCAGAGCCUCGGAAGCAAUCCAGAGGGGUUUCCAUGGACGCAGAGUCCAAAUCUUUGAUGAGAAAAAUCCGCGUAAUCUGUUCCGAUCCUUACGCGACCGAUUCGUCAUCGAGCGAUGACGAAGGCGAGAGAGAGAGAUUUCAGAGAAAAUCUUCCUACCUAUGCAAGCGGAUCGUGCGGGAAAUUUACCUACCUCUUUUACAGAAACCCACAAAGUCCCUCGAUUCUUCUGAGAGCUCUUCUCAAGACAGCAACAAUGGAGUCGUCACUACUACCCCAAACAACAAAACCCCAACCAACCCAAACCGCAAGAGGAGGGUUUUGGCCAAUCGGCCCAGAACGUCGUCGUCUCCUUACAGAGGCGUCCGUCAGAGGAAAUGGGGAAAAUGGGCUGCUGAAAUUCGUGACCCUUUUAAGGGCUCUCGUCUUUGGUUGGGAACUUACAACACUCCUGAAGAUGCUUCCCAAGCUUACGAAGCGAAAAGGCUCGAAUUCGAAGCCAUGGCUAUGACUACUGUUACUGUCACUUCUUCCUCUGCUGCGGUUGCCAAGUCGCAAAACGACACCGUUUUAUCCUCAUCCUCGUCCGAGGACUCCGAGGUUUCUCAGUCUCACAAUUCCCCGUCGUCUGUACUUGAACCCGAGACUUCGACCUCGGCUUCGGCCCCGCCGCUGGCCUCGGCCUCGUCUUCGGCUUCGGAAUCGAAUCUUAAUGUCAAUGGUGCUGAUUUGGUUAAAAAGAGUGUUGACGUUGAUAUGCUGGAUUUGAGUUUCAUGGAUGAGGCUCUGGCGUCUCUUCCCUUUGAGCAGGAACUUGGGUUAGCCCCGGAAUUCGAUCAGCUUUUGUUGGACGACUUUGGGCAGUUUCUAAACGAUGAUUUUAGCAGUAUUGAUGAUGUUCAAAUAUUUGGGUUUGAUGGAGUUGAGCCCAGUGAGCUUCCCGAUUGUGAUUUUGAGGAUCUUGGCAAGGACGACAUGGCUUGUUGGAUGGAUGAUGCUCUUAACAUUCCCUGCUCAUAAUCGUCUCUAUUUAUUUAUUUAAUUACAUAAUAUUAUGAUAUAAGUUUUGUUUUAUUUAUGUUCUGAUCAGGAAUCGUGGGAAACAAGACAUGGUUCCUGAGCGAGUUUAGUGGGUUGUUUAUGUGAGUUCAACAGAGUUUAAUUUAUUUGUUUUAA
Messenger RNA from Morus notabilis, 2010 nucleotides. Its product is annotated as ethylene-responsive transcription factor ERF118. Bases 832 to 1854 code for a protein of 340 amino acids. The transcript has 2 exons. Gene Ontology annotation, molecular function: DNA-binding transcription factor activity; DNA binding. NCBI's taxonomy places the organism in Eukaryota, Viridiplantae, Streptophyta, Magnoliopsida, Rosales, Moraceae. Gene Ontology annotation, biological process: regulation of DNA-templated transcription. The record is from RefSeq and is a predicted model, not a curated record.